Plectropomus leopardus (leopard coralgrouper) is the source of this 1257-nucleotide messenger RNA. The record is from RefSeq and is a predicted model, not a curated record. Lineage: Eukaryota; Metazoa; Chordata; Actinopteri; Perciformes; Serranidae.
UUGGAUGUUAUAAAAAGAAAAAAAAUAUACAUUUUUGGAGGAAAAUAUUUCACAUAACCCCAAAGCAAGAGCUAAUAUGUUUAAAUUUAUUUAUUUCACCAAAACGAAAUUCACAGUUAGAGUAUUCAUGAUCAGCCCGCACACUAUGACUUCCUCUGAGCAGGGGGACAGAUGCUGUGUGCUCCUGUGUGCAGGUGCAGACAGAAGGCGCGGGCGGCAGACGUACACGCGCCACCAGACGCUCGAGCUGGAGAAGGAGUUCCACUACAACCGGUACCUCACGCGGCGACGGAGGGUAGAGGUGGCGCACGCGCUCUGCCUCACGGAGCGGCAGAUUAAGAUCUGGUUCCAGAACCGGAGGAUGAAGUGGAAGAAGGAGAACAGAGAGACCAGCUCCCCAACAGCAGCUUUGCCCGCUGCUGAGGAGGAAGAGGAGGAGGAAGAUGAAGAGGAGUGAUGACUCUGCUGCUGGACACUUUAACAGUCGCUUUUAAGCUCUUAUUUCUAGAAUGACAUUUUAAUAAGUGAUGUAUGGAUGACAAAAAUAAAGAAAAAAACUCUGCCUGCAGUCAGGUUUUAGCCUGACUGAGCAAAGAAACUUACAAAGAAAAAAAACAAGCUUUUGCUUUUUUUUAAAGGAGAAAUUUCUGCCAAAUAACAUAAUUUUAGUUGGUUUACAGUAGAGUUUACAGCAAGAUGUUUUUAUGUGAAGCUAAGGAUGAAAAGAAAAAAAUCCAAGGUGCUUAAACUACUAACAGGUAAACAUCAAAUUUUAGAACACAGUAGAUGGUCUUAAGCUCCUCUAUCUCUAAGAAUGAAUGAAAUGUCCUGAAACAAUGAAAUAUACCUAUGCUGAUUUCAAGAAUAGGGCUCUUCUCAUAGAUCCCAUUGUAUUGCACAGCAGGAAAAGCUUUUACAGUUAAGAUUAAAAAUUUAGAUACAGCAGAGACUCUUAUGAUGAGAAAAUCUCAUUCAUGUGCAGUAGGAAAGGACAAAAUUCUCUUUGAUGAAUGAAACAGCGGCACUUAUGAUUCCUGUGCAUGCAAGACAGAAAAUUUGUGUUAGACAGUAGAAUCAUUUCAUUAUUAGCUUUAUGCUUAUUGCAAUAUUACCACUGUGCUCCACGCUGGACUGUCAGUGCACAGCUGUAAGCAAAGACAGAACCCCAACCAUCAACCAAACUCAAAUAUCAAAAAAAGUCUUUUUUUAUUAUUAUUAACUAAAUGAUUCAGUUAUACUCUGUAAAUAUUAUCUCCA